AUGUUCACGUUUGCACAACCUUCGUAUCACCACCACUACAUCCCAUACGAGGAGCUAGCAAUGCAGCAAGAGCUCCAGCGGCGGCGGCAGAUGCAAGCAUACAUACGCCGACAGCAAGAAGCAGAGGAGAUGGAGCGACGUCGGAGAGAGUAUGAAGCUGCGGUGCGACGAGCAGAGUACGAGCGGCAAGUUGAGGCGGAGCUGGAGCGACGACGACAAGCAGAACUGCAAAGGCGGCGACAGGCACAGCAGUGUCGUUCGCGGCAGUCAAUGUACGAUGGAGGGCUUGAGGGUCUUCUCGAGGCUCUGUAUGGCGGACAGGGUCAUAGGCAAGAGGACCGUCAGACAAAUACUCCACUACGAACACCAUCCACACCACCUAUGUUUUCGCCUACGCCCAAACCCACUGCGACCGAUGCCCCCGCAUCAUCUACACAAUCUCCUGCUCCAGCCGAGCCCAGGUCUGCGGUCGAAACCGAACCAGAAGUAGACGAGCAGCAAAUCGACACCGCACCCUCGCACGCUGCAAUCCAGUCUAUCCUAUCUUCGUUCGCCACUCUCCAGUCCGAGUUUACGUUCCCGACCCACAUCGACUUUCUACCCGGCCCGUCACCGAAACUUGCAUACACAGCCAACAAUGCACCGGUGCAUGGGUACGAGCACGCGCUGACGGGACUGCUGACGAAACUGGAUGGAGUGGAGUCGUACGGAGAUGCAGAAGUAAGAAGGGCACGGAAGGAAGCAGUGAAUGCGAUUGAGAGGGAGCUGGAACGGCUUGACAAGAUGAAGACGGACGCAUGGAAGAAUACCAAUGAACCACAAGCCGAAGUAUCUGCGAUGGAGGCAUGCGAGUCUGAGAUAGGCACAGCCGAAGUAGACCCGGUAUCGGUACCACUGCCUGAAGACAUGGACCUGGAGAACGAUUCGACAGAAGCGAUGGACUCGGACGAACGCACCGUGGAUGAACAUCCUUCGUUGGCGGUCCUGGAUCCAGCCCCAGCCUCUAAUGUGCAAACCGAACUUGCUUCACCACCGGACGUCGAGCAGUCUGUUCAUGCCGAGUCUGUCGUCAGCCCCACCACUCUUACCACUGUCCCUACAUCACAUACUAUGGGGACCGAGCGUACCAUCUCAUCAGAACUACCUGGUGAUGGGACUGGUAGUACCUUGACAACUUAUACUCCUCACGUCGAGUCUCUCGCAAGAUCGCUCUUAUCCCCAUCACCUUCGGAGACGAGCGAGUCUGACGUUGAGCUGGAGGACUAUGUCGAUGUAGAGACGAUGUCCACGUCGGGCGAAGAAACAGACGAAGCAGAAGAGGUCAAGAGAGAUGGAGACUUGGAGCUGAUGCGGGAUCGGGAUUUGGACUUUUGA
Molecule: messenger RNA, 1374 nt
Organism: Rhizoctonia solani
Lineage: Eukaryota; Fungi; Basidiomycota; Agaricomycetes; Cantharellales; Ceratobasidiaceae
Product: BAG domain protein
Exons: 2
Coding region: 1-1374 (457 amino acids)
Molecular function (GO): protein-folding chaperone binding
Source: RefSeq, a predicted model, not a curated record